UCGGGACGUGAACUUGCAGUUUCCAGCAUGGAAGGCGGCCGCUGUGACCCGUUGGCUAAAAACCCAUGCCGGCUCUAGCCUGAGUGGCCAGAGUAUCCUUUAGCUGUCCGUGCAGUGAGGCUUAUAGACUACGACUGCACAACGACUCCUGCUGGCCUCCAUCAGACUUGUGCUUAAAUGCACUUAAGCAAAUGGCAAAUAAACUGUGUUCUAUGUUAACAGACAAAAUCAGCCCUGCUGCAGGCCCACAGCCCCUCAUCAACAACAUGGAUGCACACAGUAACAUGCUCAAGCUUUGUUUUCUUGACAAGGACAACAUAAGUCAUUUGUCAUGGGAGAUUUAAAUUUUACAGGAGGCCAUCAAAAUAUGGCCAUCAGGUAUUGUGAAGGCAUUGGGUUUGUCUGUCUGUCUGUCCGGUCCUACAACUGCCAGAGUCUUUAAAUUUAAAGUGAUGACUCAACUGAAAGGGAAACUUGAGAGGAGGCUGAAGGACAAUUUUUUGGCUUUGCUGUGAGCUACAAACUUAAACAGCUAAGUCCUGAUUUGACAAAGAAAUGUGAGUCUGAUUUCAUUCUGUUCUAUGAAAGAGCACAGAAAUGUGUGACUGAUAGGUCUGAGAACAGCUUUCACAGCAAAGUGUCAAAGCUCAGCCUCACUAGUGCUGUGUCUUAUGAAGGCUACAGUGAUGCAGUCGAGGCCUGCAAACUGAAAUAUGUUGAUACGGAUGGACUGAAAAUUCUGUUGAAUUGCACAUCUUCCACUCUUAAAACAGAAAUAUUGUUUAUUUGAUUGAUAAAGGGGCUUUAUUGAACUAGUACAAAUUGUGCACAAGGCAGUAGGAUCUUAAUAAUUAAAGAAUUGCAAAUGAUGAAGAACACAAUGCUCAUACAGCCGAGGGUAUUUUAGCUUUGCGUUAUAUUUUUAUUUUCCAUGACAUUAUGAGGUGCAUCCAAAAAAUAUCCACCCUUAUUUUAUCCCACAGAAAUAAAUGAAGCAUGUGUAUUGUCAUUUAGUGAGGAGGUGUACGGAACCUUCUUGCACAUGCAUGAAUAUUUUAUUGUCCACAGAACACAUCAGUCACGAGCCUGAAAACCUGAAAAACUGAAAAUGGAGACGUGUACUGAGCACCUGUCGGAUUUUCAUUUGCUGUGAAAAGAUGGAACAGCUUGAGGCCAUUCACAAGCUGAAAUCACCAAUCUGUGAUACAUAGAAAAUUAUUCCAGGUUCAUGAGUGGAAACAUGCACCGGACCAUGACAAUUCCCACUCAUCAGGUAGUCCAAGGAAUCCAACUGACCACCUGCGGGGAAUGGUCACACAGUUACUUUUGGGACAAAGAGUUUUGGUCCUUAAGGGAAUCUCUCAAAACGGUAAAGAUUGAAGAUUCGCUUGGGAAAGUUCAUCCCUCAGCAUUAUGAAGUCACAUGUUAACAUUUGAUCUUAAUAAGUCAACAUUACCAAACGCUGGUGGUGGCGGCUGCUUUUUUUACCAGCUGGCGGUUAGAUGAGGACAGCAUCAGUGGAAGUGGAAACUCGUGAUCUGAACAUCCAAAUGUACAGCUGGCUGAAUUUGAUUGGAUGACAGAGUGUGGGACCCACAGCCAGUGAAUGUGUGAAGAACUGAGCAACAUGAAGCACAUCAGCCAAUAAAAUGACAACUUAAACAGUCGACCCAAACACUUCUCUUUCUUAUUGGCUCCAGCAGGAAGCAGAAACGGCAUAUAAACCACAACCACAACACCACCGAGGAUGUACGGGGUCAGGUGCACCCGCAAAGAUGAAUCCGUCAGUGCUGCUCGUGACCCUGCUGCUUCUGUCCUGUACCAGUGCAGAGAAAGAUCUUAAAGUAAGGGUGGCUCGAUCCAGCAACGAUGAGACCAACCUACACUGGGAGGAAUAUAAAGGAUCUCUGCCUGAUGGAGCUGUUUCGAUUCGAAACACUUACGUGAGUCCGGCUCGCACAGAGUAUGUCUGCAAAUGUCUUUGCCAAGCUGGUUACUUCAGCACCAAGGAUUCAAAGUGCCACUACCCCUUUGGUGGAAAAGCAAGUAUUUGCAAUGUCUUCUUUUAUAUCCUGGUGAACAGAGAUAACUUUGAGCUUCUGGAGUGGAAGGACGGUUACGGUGGUUCAGUGCCAGCCAACGCAGUCAGUACAUGUGGUAGGAAUAAGAUAUUUGUAGGGAAGAGUGUGUAUGGUCUCGGGAAAAUAGAGCCUGCUAACCACUGCUUAUAUUAUGGUUGGAACGGUGCAGAGACCUGGACCAAGACGUACCAGGCUCUGACUAUGAAUAAAGACAUUACUGAACAGACCAUGAAAGAUGUGAAAUACCAGACUGAAGGGGUUUCUGUCAUUGAGGGUAAACCAGAAGUCAUGCGCAGAUCUACCGCCAAAAACCAGCACUGUCUCGAAGUUACAAAAACAGUUACGCUCACCAAAGACAUUUCGACAGAGGAAAGGUGGGAUGUCACUAAUGCAAUCACAUUAGGUGUCAAAACUACUGUCACAGCUGGGAUUCCUGAUGUUUCCUCUGCAUCACUUGAGGUUAGCAUGAUGGGAACGAGGGAGUUUACUAAGGGAGCCAGUAAGACUGAGACUCAGUCGUACAUGGUUUCUGUGUUAGUGCCAGUUCCACCAAAACAGUCCUGUACUGUCAGUAUGGUUGCACAGGUGAACAAAGCAGACAUCCCUUUCACAGCAACCUUGAUCCGCACCUACCGAGGUGGCAAGAAAACACAGACAACGACCAAAGGGUUCUAUAGGACGACCCAGGUAGCAGAAACCCACGCAAACAUAGAACAAUGUACCAUCAUAGGUGACUUGAAAGAUUGUCCACAGGCUUCAAGCACCAGCAGCCCACAUUAAAAAAAGCCUGUUAAAGUAACUGGAAAAUAAAAGGAAAAUAUCUUCUUUCUUUGUUUCAGCAAAAUGCAGAUGUGGUAACUUAUUCUGACUUCUUAUAAAAGCACACAUACAGUUACAUUCUUACAUUUCCUCACUGCAGGCUGUCGAAAAAUCAACUUUUGACAUAUUGCCUCAAACGGCACAUUAUCCAGUGAAAAAAUAUGUUGUUUUGACUCUACAUUGAAGAAAAAUAUGAAAAUCUUAUAUUCACUUGGUUGGAAAUGAAUAAAGUCUUAUGUAGUUUGUCAAAUACAAAAUUUUACUGCUACGAAAUAAUGAUGAAAUUAUUCACAUUCUGAUGGUUUGGUACAAUAAGAUGUUGCUGCUUAUCGUGAUCAUUUUAAUUGAAUUGAAGUGUUUUAACAACAUGGAAAGUGUUUAAAAUGAUGUAUCUCAGUAUGAAUUAAAAUAUUUGUAUUUUAAUGUCACAAUAGAGAUUCUGAAAUGAUCCUUCAAAUGUUUUGAAUGAAGACAUUUCGACUGUCGUCUUUUGAAGACACAGUAAAAUUUCAAUGAAUUUGUUUGAACAUUGCUUUUGAUUUGAUGAUGUAAGAAGCUUUGCAAUGAGAACGAUGAUGUCAGAGUGUACUGAUGAUGCUUAGCCAAUAAGAAACCAACACGUGUGUCUCCAUCUUUGGAAACC
Thalassophryne amazonica is the source of this 3544-nucleotide messenger RNA. RefSeq names its product natterin-2-like. The transcript has 3 exons. The coding region runs from base 1777 to 2862 and encodes 361 amino acids. NCBI's taxonomy places the organism in Eukaryota, Metazoa, Chordata, Actinopteri, Batrachoidiformes, Batrachoididae. The record is from RefSeq and is a predicted model, not a curated record.